GCACAGCUGAUCAUUAAAGCUGCCGCUGGCCAGUCAAACUUUCACGCUCGGUGAUAGCCGAGCUUCGUGCAUUGGAAACACGUCGAGAACUUCAAGGUCCGCGAGAGGUUCGCCGGAAAUCGAUCGGUCGAUUUUUCUUUAAUCGCGGUGGUGUUGCGUCUCGUUGUCAUCUCGUUGUCGUCAAACCAGAUAUCAUUUAAAAUUGCCGCCAGUGUGUUGGACAAAGUUAUUUUCAAUAAAAAAAAGACAAAGAAAGAAGUCCCGGGUGGAAGGUGAGGAAAUUCGGUGCUAGUGUCGCGGAGGGACGCGUUCGAAGGUGCUCGAGCAAGACUAUCGAACGACGAUCGAUAGCUUGGCGGGUGGAACAAAUUUGUUUUGCAGAAAUGAUACGUGGAAUUGUGACGAACGAGUUGAUGAGAAAGAAAGAAAACUCUGGUACUUGGUAGGGGAGAAGAAGAAAGUCGAAGGCGAAGAGCAAGACGUCGGCGUCGGAGAUGGAAUAAAGGAGCACGGAAACAAACUGGCAGCGACUGGCAAUGCCGGUUCUUGUGAAAAAAUAUUGACUAACUAAGCUGGUUCCUCGAAAUUCCACUGACAAGCUGUGACGAAGAAAAGAUACUCACGCUUCCCAAGUACUAUUGUAACGGUCCAAGGAAAAAGAAACAAAAGGAUCCCAUGGUUGACCGAUGGUCAUUUUUCAGACGAUCAUUACAAUAAUAAUGGAUCAGCCUCUUGUUCGAGUCGUCGUGUAUUGAAAGACCAGCCAGAAGACUGACAACCGUACCUUCAACGACUCAUUGUCAGCGGCGAAAAUUGUUAAAUCAUCGAAUUGAAUCGAAAGGACGAAAGAUCGAAGGAAAACAGGAGAAGAUGAGAAACUAACGUAAGAACGAGUCGUGUUUGACGAUGUUUUGUAACGUUUCUUCCAAUAACAACCUCUGCUAUUUGGAGACUAUACACGAGACUUGUUUCAUCGUCGACGGAUAAGAACGGCACAUAUAGUAUAUACUAUUAUAGUAUCGUACAUAUUAUCGAACCAACUAAGAAACGAGAAAAUGACGAGUCCGAUCGAACGAGUCGUUGUUCUCCUGAUGGUUUUCUGGGUUUGCGAUAUCGCAAAGGGAUACAACGUACUACUGGCGACGAUGGGUGGCACGAAAUCGCACACCGUGCCAUUUGUCGCUCUUGGCAGCAGCUUGAAGGCUAAAGGUCACAACGUAACUCUUCUGAGCGCGUUUCCUGGACCUGCUGCGAACAGUGGGCUGCAGGAGUUCGUUCCGCCCAUCCUCGAGGCUUACGUUGGGAAUUACACGUCGGAAUGGGACCUGGUAGGUGCGAGAUUUCGCGAUGAAAUGCCUAUUUCUCCCUGGGAUGCGAUGCGAUAUGCCUGGGAGGCUUGCGAGGCACUUCUCCGAGACGAACUGUCGGUCUCGUGGCUGAAAAAACCUGAGGGCAAUCCUCGUGCUCGGUGGGACGUCGCGGUUAUAGACGGAGCUUACCCCGAGUGCCUUCUCGGAGUCCUUCACGGGGAAAAUGUACCCACGAUUAUGUUGAAUACGGUCGCCUUGUACAGCGGUUCGAUAGGACGCCAAGGGAAUCCGUCACCGUGGUCGAUCACUCCCUAUUUUGGCAAAUCCUUCACGCAGGAUAUGAACUUUUUCCAACGGGUCGUGAACGCUGCUUGCCUGGUCACGCUUAGAAUUAUGCACUGGAUUAUGGUCACGGGGUACAUUCAACCGAUUCUACGAAAAUAUUUGGGAGAUCGGUUGCCCGACGUACGAGACCUGACAACAGAGAUACCGCUCACUUUACAAAAUAGUCACUAUAGCGUCUCUGACUCUGUUCCUUAUUUAUCGAACGUCGUAAACGUCGCGUGCCUUCAUUGCAAUUCAGCGACGCAACUCAGCCCCGAUCUAGAGACGUUCUUGCAACGGGGUUUCAUUUUCGUCUCUAUGGGUUCGUCGGUUCGCGCGUCAGGGAUGCCAGAGGCUCUUCGUCGCAUCUUCGUGGCAGCCUUCGCCACGCUCCCUUACAACGUCAUAUGGAAAUGGGAAGCCGGAAAGAUCAAAGACCUGCCUUCAAACGUCAGAACGGCGGCGUGGUGGCCGCAGCAAGACCUGCUCGGACAUCCGCAGCUCCGAGCGUUUGUCUCUCACGGAGGAUUGCUGUCUCUUCACGAAGCCGCUUAUCACGGUGCUCCGACCCUUGUUCUGCCCGUUUUCUGCGAUCACGAUGGAAACGCGGCGCAAGCGGAGAAAUUAGGCUACGCUCUUGUGAUGGACCUAGCCAGUAUAUCAGUGGGAGAUCUUCGCGAAGGCAUCCUCAAGGUGGCCGCGGCGCAAAACAAUUCAUAUCGAACUGCAGCGGAAAAGAGAAGCUCUCUACUGCGAGAGUUGCCAAUCAGUCCCCGAAAAUUAGCGACUUGGUGGGUAGAACACGUUAUCAAGUACAAAGGUGCCGAACAUUUAAAAAGCUCUACAAGGCAUAUGAGCAUCAUCCAGUAUUACUCCAUCGAUGUGGUGAUAUUUUACGCAACGAUGUUCGCGUUACUAACAUAUGGACUGAAAAAGUUAUGCUGGAGGACGAUAUCCAAACAAGCUAUUAUCAGAAAGAAAGUAGACUAAAACGUGUUGGUUUUACAGUGAUUCGUGUGAACUUUUUAUAUAUAUUUAUUGUGAUGUAUGCAUAUUAUAAUCUACAUACAUAUAUAAAUUGCCCCUUCGAAUGUAAGCACAUAAAACUGUAAAAAUGAUGAAAUUGUAACGAAAGUAUUUUUGAUGUACAGAUUCAAAAAAUAAUGCAUUUGAAAUUUUGAUAUUUUUUCUGAAAUGAUAAUAUCCAGGUAACGUACACAUUGUACGUCCGUCGGUAAAGUAGACUCUUUGUUGACGGCAUUAACUACCGUUCAUACAGCAGUUUACAAAACACGUUUAUAAUUUACGAUGUUUACACACAGCAAGCGUGUCUAACGAUUAUCUAACAAUAUUAAUCAACGGUACGUAAAAGCAUCGUACUACAUCCGACGCAUAAAGAAAAUGAAAAUCGAGGCUUUGCUUGUUUACGGUGCCGAUUGCAUAAUAGACAAUUUAUUCCUCAAAAAAGUAACAAUUGCAAUUUCAUGUAACCUAAUUGUAUAAAAACGAGCCAAUGUAAACAAGAAAAGUGCGGUCUUAUAACCUUAGCAAAGUCAAAUAUAAAAAAAUGUUUGUCG
Messenger RNA from Hylaeus volcanicus, 3211 nucleotides. It is a transcript of the gene Ugt50B3, whose product is annotated as UDP-glucosyltransferase 2. Gene Ontology annotation, molecular function: UDP-glycosyltransferase activity. The record is from RefSeq and is a predicted model, not a curated record. Lineage: Eukaryota; Metazoa; Arthropoda; Insecta; Hymenoptera; Colletidae. The coding region runs from base 1056 to 2624 and encodes 522 amino acids. The transcript is spliced from 8 exons.